AUGAGUCACUCCACUCCUUUCACAACACCGGAAUCGGAAUACUGUAAGGGGGAUGGCGAUGUUUCACGCUUCUGCCACAGAGGUGCUGGCAGAGCGCGCUGUAUCGCCUUGAGUUGUCCAAGAUGGGGUGCUUCUAGGCUGUGCACCGUCCGUCGUCUCUUGGCGCAUUUGCGUGUUCUUGAUUCUAACGCUUUACAAGACUCACAAAGGAUCGCUCCAGCCGACACCACUGCGACAACUUGGACUGAUGAUUUUCUUCCGAUUUCUGCUGAACUGAUUGUUGUCGUCGAACGUAUACCUGAACGUAUUCAACCUUAAAUUCUGGUCGUCAUUGGCUGAAACGUGGGCUGGUUACAUGUUACAUCACGUCACCGCCGAAAAGAAAAGUCAACGAAAACGGGGGGAAA
Frankliniella occidentalis (western flower thrips) is the source of this 407-nucleotide messenger RNA. RefSeq lists its product as uncharacterized. The record is from RefSeq and is a predicted model, not a curated record. NCBI's taxonomy places the organism in Eukaryota, Metazoa, Arthropoda, Insecta, Thysanoptera, Thripidae. Bases 1 to 318 code for a protein of 105 amino acids. The transcript is spliced from 3 exons.